CGUGCUUGAGAGUGACAGUUCAUCUCAUCCUUAGAAAACAACCCAAUGGGCUAGUGUUGUAAGCCACGCCCCUUUCAUACGCCAGUCGUCACGCCGUUCGGCGUCUUUCUGCGGCCAUGGUAACAUCAGUACGUGAAGGACAUCAGCGGAUCAGAAGAACAUAUAAAUAAUCCUUAGAAAACGGACGUUUGACUUCCAAUGGCUUGUCUGCAGUCGGCGACAUCGACAAGAAUAAAAACCCCUCUAGUCAAACCACUGUAAUGGCAGUUUGAUCACUCGGCCUGUAUCCCUUGUAGCAAAUUGUGUUUUGGAUUUUUUCCAUGAUGAAUUUGACUGAGAUUUGUGACAAUGCAAAGAGGGGGAGAGAGUAUGCAUUGCUUGGGAACUAUGACUCUUCCAUGGUGUACUACCAGGGUGUUAUACAACAGAUCCACAAACAUUGUCAGGCUCUUAGGGAUCCUGCACUGAAGGUUAAAUGGCAGCAGGUUAGGCAGGAGCUGAUGGAAGAGUAUGAGCAGGUCAGAAGCAUUGUAAACACACUGGAGAGUUUCAAGGUGGACAAGCCAGUUGACUUCCCCAAUCCUCAACCAGAAGAAUGUAAAAGGGAACCUGCGGUGUGGCCACCUCCAACUCCAGCAGAGCACAGAGCACCUGCCCAGGUGAAGAGGCCGACCAGUGGCCUGAGGCCCCAGCGCAAGGACUCUCCUGGGCUGCAGCCCCGUGUGCCUGCAGGGAAGGGCCAGCCCAAUUUAAAAUCAGACCGACCCGGUGGCCGUGACGGACGCACAAAUAAAGCUAAAGAAGAAAAAUCUAAGAAGAGUUCACUGGAGGGGCAAGGUGAUGGAGAAUUGAAGAAAUUUGAUGGUACAGGGUAUGACAGUGACUUAGUUGAUGCGCUGGAGAGAGACAUUGUGUCAAGGAAUCCAAACAUCCACUGGGACGAUAUAGCAGAUCUGGAAGAUGCCAAGAAGCUACUGCGAGAGGCUGUGGUCCUGCCAAUGUGGAUGCCAGAUUUCUUCAAGGGCAUCCGUCGCCCAUGGAAGGGUGUACUGAUGGUGGGGCCCCCUGGCACAGGGAAGACCAUGCUGGCUAAAGCGGUAGCUACAGAGUGUGGCACCACGUUUUUUAACGUGUCAUCCUCCACACUCACUUCCAAGUACCGAGGGGAGUCAGAGAAGCUGGUCCGCCUGCUCUUUGAGAUGGCUCGAUUUUAUUCACCUACCACCAUCUUCGUUGAUGAAAUUGACUCUAUUUGUGGGAGACGUGGAACAUCAGAUGAACACGAAGCGAGUCGACGUGUGAAGUCUGAGCUUCUGGUCCAGAUGGAUGGUGUAGGGGGCACAUUAGAAAAUGAUGAUCCUUCUAAAAUGGUUAUGGUUCUGGCUGCUACUAACUUCCCCUGGGACAUCGAUGAAGCGCUGAGAAGGAGACUGGAAAAGAGGAUCUAUAUCCCCCUGCCCAGUGCAAAAGGACGAGCGGAGCUGCUGAAGAUUAACUUGAAGGAGGUGGACGUGGCUCCAGAUGUCGACCUGGCCGUCAUCGCAGAGAAGAUCGAGGGCUACUCUGGCGCCGACAUCACAAAUGUCUGCAGAGAUGCAUCCAUGAUGGCAAUGCGUCGACGGAUCCAGGGGCUGAGCCCGGAGGAGAUCCGAGCUCUCUCCAAAGACGAGCUACAGAUGCCCGUCACCAUGGAGGACUUUGAGCUCGCACUCAAAAAGAUUUCCAAGUCAGUCUCUUCUGCUGACCUUGAGAAAUAUGAAGCAUGGAUGAACGAAUUUGGCUCUGCUUGAUUCAGAGAGCUGGACCUCGAUGAUCUGAAGGAAGUGCAGUUUUCUGAGGGGUCUGGAAAACCUCAGAAAUCUCUUGCAUUUGACAGUUCAAAUCAAUACACUGAAGGCUAAAGUUUCUGCUCUCUCAAACGUACCGUUUUUGACAUGGAGGACUCAGAGUGUGCAGUCUGUCAGUGUCCACCAAGAUUUAGAGAUCAAGAAUGACAGCUCAGUGUUGCUAGUUCUUAGCACAUUUAUCUUAUAAAAAUGCACUAAUUUUGUAACUUGAAACUGAAGCAGUUUUAUCUGUUAGAUUUAACAUUGAUUUUGAUUUGAUUUUAUGAUUCCAUGAUGUUUUAGUCAACCAGUUAUAAAACAUCUAGUCGGUCUAAUUUGUUCUGAAAGUUCUUCUCUGUAAAACUAGACAAGGACAGUACAUAAUGAUGGGUCUGAAUUUGCUUUUGUAAAUUGUUGGAGAACUGAUUUGAAGGUACAUGUAUUGUGUUUUUGUGUUUAUUGUGAUUUUAAUGACUGAUAGUCAUAAUAAAUUGUUUACAUUCAAGCAGAAUUUAUUUUUAUUUGUGUAUUUAAGAAAAAAAAUGUAACAAUAGUCACAUAAGAUAAAUAUGAUAUGUUACAUAAAAGGUCUCAUUUCCGUCGUAUUGGUUUUAUAAUUAUCAAAGAGCAUACCUAGAAACCAUUACUUUUCAGAUAUUUGUCCAGUGCACACCAGUCAUGGUGAGUGACCUACAGUGACAGGGGAUUUGUCUUGCACUACUGCUGUUCCUUUGAUUUAUUUAAUAAGAUUUGAUUAUUUGCUUUGUGGGCAUAUCUUAAAUUGCUUAUAUUGCAUCCACUGUGCACGCAACAAUUUGUGUAGGAAAAACAUCGUUAUCAUUGUUCUUUUAAAUCUUGAAAUCCUUAAAUAUUUUUGUUUAUAUGUUGCUAGGUCUGUCUAGCAAUGAUACUUAAUGUUUUACUUUAUUAGCUUUAUCAUUUGUAGUAAAUUUACUUAAUUGAUUAAAUUAAUCCCUGUAAGAUGUCCCCGUAAAGUAGAGACUGGGUCAUCGGAAGACUUGAAAAAUUGUGAAAUGUUAAAAAAUAUCUUAGACAGGUGAUGCAGUCAUGCUUGGGUAUAAAAGGAGUACCCAGGAAAGGUACUUUGGCCCAGUCUUGCUUGUACUGUUCACCACUCACAGCAAUUUAAGAACAACAUUCCUCAAUGAGCGAUUGCAAGCAUUGGAGGUAUUUUACCCUCUUUCGUUCUCUAAAUCUCAUAAAAGAGAGACCAAAACCCCCAACAGACUUUCCAUGACCUUUGAUCCUUGAAAUGGUGCGGCAUUAAAAACUGUCAUGUUUCUGUGAUGGAUAUCGCCACAUGGUAAUUGAACAUCUGUGAAGGCACCAUUAAUACUGAUAGAUAUAUGCACAUUUUGCAGAAUAAUAAAGACAUCAUAUUCAGGAAA
This is a messenger RNA of Electrophorus electricus (electric eel), 3235 nucleotides long. It is a transcript of the gene katnal1, whose product is annotated as katanin p60 subunit A-like 1. Gene Ontology annotation, molecular function: ATP hydrolysis activity; microtubule binding; ATP binding. Gene Ontology annotation, biological process: microtubule severing. The record is from RefSeq and is a predicted model, not a curated record. Lineage: Eukaryota; Metazoa; Chordata; Actinopteri; Gymnotiformes; Gymnotidae. Gene Ontology annotation, cellular component: microtubule; microtubule cytoskeleton.